This is a messenger RNA of Olea europaea var. sylvestris, 2270 nucleotides long. RefSeq names its product auxin efflux carrier component 1-like. Gene Ontology annotation, molecular function: auxin efflux transmembrane transporter activity. Gene Ontology annotation, biological process: auxin polar transport; auxin export across the plasma membrane. Gene Ontology annotation, cellular component: endoplasmic reticulum; plasma membrane. NCBI's taxonomy places the organism in Eukaryota, Viridiplantae, Streptophyta, Magnoliopsida, Lamiales, Oleaceae. Bases 538 to 2070 code for a protein of 510 amino acids. The transcript is spliced from 3 exons. The record is from RefSeq and is a predicted model, not a curated record.
AAGAAGCCAUAGCUUUAAAAAGCUCCCCAAACAAGUACACAAAAACUCCUCACCUCCAACCAUAUUGCUUUUUCCUUUAACUUUAUCAAAACCAGUCAUCCAUGGAAGAAUGAGCCAUUUACCAAUUUCCAGCUAUACAUAUCAAAUUAUAAGUUAAAUUCUCUCUUUAAAACUCUUUCGAAGUCCAAACACAGCUGAAAAGAAAUUCCCCCACCCACCCCACCUCCACCUCCUCCUCUUUGCUUUGGGGACUGCAAGUGCAAGCCUGCUCGCAACUCUCAAAGCUGCAUUCUGCAUCUGUAUAGCCAAAAAUUUUAUAUUUAUACUAUUUCUGCUUUUCUUUAUAUGCAUACAACUAAAUUACUCACAACCCCAUAAACCAAUACACACGUUCUCUUCCUCUACCAUUUCCUUACACAUAUCUAUCUUUAAAACCUUGUUCUUUCCUUCAAAUUUCAUUCGGUUUUGGUAAGCUGUAAGCAGAUUUUGUUUGUUUUUAUCCUUUCUUGGUUUGGGCUGCUCGAGAAAUCAGAAAAAAUGAUAACUUUAUCAGAUUUCUAUCAUGUAAUGACUGCAGUGGUUCCACUGUAUGUAGCUAUGAUACUAGCCUACGGUUCUGUCAAGUGGUGGAAGAUUUUCACACCAGAUCAAUGUUCAGGAAUCAACCGUUUCGUGGCACUUUUUGCAGUCCCUCUUCUGUCUUUCCAUUUCAUUGCGAUGAACAAUCCUUAUGAAAUGAACUUUCGGUUCAUUGCUGCAGACACACUCCAGAAACUCAUUGUUCUUGCAGUUUUAGCAGUUUGGGCUAAUGUGAGCAAAAGGGGUUGUUUGGAAUGGACUAUUACACUUUUUUCCUUAUCCACUUUGCCAAACACUCUUGUUAUGGGUAUCCCUUUGUUGAAGGGCAUGUAUGGAGAGUAUUCUGGGAGUUUAAUGGUUCAAAUAGUUGUACUUCAGUGCAUUAUUUGGUAUACUUUAAUGCUCUUCAUGUUUGAAUACAGAGGUGCAAGAUUGCUGAUUUCUGAGCAGUUCCCAGAUACUGCUGGCUCAAUAGUCUCGAUCCAUGUUGAUUCUGAUAUCAUGUCAUUGGACGGUAGGCAGCCUCUGGAGACUGAGGCAGAAAUCAAAGAAGAUGGGAAACUUCAUGUUACUGUACGAAAAUCUAACGCAUCAAGAUCAGAUAUUUUCCCAAGAAGAUCAAUGGGUUAUUCUUCAACCACUCCAAGACCAUCAAAUUUAACCAAUGCAGAAAUUUACUCUUUGCAAUCUUCAAGAAACCCAACUCCAAGAGGCUCUAGUUUCAAUCAUACAGAUUUCUAUUCCAUGAUGGGCGGUGCUCGGAACUCGAACUUUGGUGCAAAUGACGUUUAUGGGCUUGCAUCAUCAAGAGGGCCAACUCCAAGACCCUCAAAUUUUGAGGAGGAAACUGGAAAUAAUACAAACAAGUCAAGAUUUUACCAUGGAAAUGCACAGUAUCCAGCUCCAAAUCCGGGCAUGUUUUCCCCAAACAACGGGUCAAAACCCGUUGGAGCAAAUGCUGGCAAGAAACCAAAUGGACAGCAAGAAGGUGGUAAAGAUCUUCAUAUGUUUGUUUGGAGCUCAAGUGCCUCUCCAGUUUCAGAUGUAUUUGGAGGCCAUGAUUAUGGAGCAUUAGACCAAAAUACUAAUGCUAAAGCUAUUAGAGUCCCUGUGUCCCCUGGAAAAGUCGAGGGUCAAAGAGAUCAUAAUCAAGAAGAAUACUCGAGGAGAGACGAAUUCGGCUUUGGAAAUAGAGAUGUUAACAAUCUUGAAGGUGAUAAAGUUGGAGAUAACAACAAAGUGAAAGUCAUGCCCCCUACAAGUGUAAUGACAAGGCUGAUUUUGAUUAUGGUCUGGAGGAAACUCAUCAGAAAUCCCAAUACUUAUUCAAGCUUAAUUGGCCUUACAUGGUCCCUAAUUUCAUUCAGGUGGCAUGUCGAAAUGCCUGCUAUAAUAGCAAAGUCCAUUUCCAUACUGUCUGAUGCAGGACUUGGAAUGGCGAUGUUUAGUCUUGGUAAGUACUCUAUUAAAAACAUUCUCUGUUUAAUAUAAUUAUUAUAAAUCUAACUUUGGAUUAUUAAAUUGGUGUCAAAUGAAAAAGCAUGCUAAAAGCUAGGAAACCAACACUACGGUCAUCAUAACAUGUUUGUUUCUUUAUUCAUCUUUCCUUCUGUCAAUGGUCUUUAUUUGUACAGAUAUAUGCAUAAAUACAUGUGAAAAUGAAAUAAUUGAAUAAGGAUAUGGGUUUUGCU